CUCUUUCUCCCUCCUCUAUACAAAAACCCCACUAAACCUCUCCCUCUCUUCACUCUCCCCUCCUGCGAUCGCACUGUUGAAAAUCCAAAAACCCUAAGUCGUCUUCUCUUUCAAAAUUACCAUUGAUCCCAAUGGGGGAUCCCAUCCCCGUCUCGUAUUCUAUGCUUCCCGGUGCAAUUUUCUUCCCUUCGCCCGCAGAGUUCCUCAAAUACUACCUUUCCGGGAAAAACAACUGCAAUACCGAACCCGCUGAGGGAUUCGGUUUCAUCAAAGACCUUGACUUGUACGAUUACCAACCAUCGGAGUUGCCGGAGAUGACGUGUUACCGGUACGAAAACCAGAAGACGCACUGGUUGUUCUAUACUGCUAAGGGAGUCAAGGAGAGUGAAGAUGGUCGGAGGAUCGCAAAAUCAGGCUAUUGGAAGAGGGUAGGUGGGACUGUGGAUGUUACUGAUGACGGAGGCCUGGAGGUUUUGGGAACUAUAACUGAAUUUAGAUUUUAUUUGGGACCAUCACCAGCACUCAGGACUGAGUGGUUAAUGCAUGAGUAUGCGCUCCUUCAGGAUCUCAGGGCCUCUUUUGUUUUAUGCCGAGUAUUCGUCCAAUCUAGUGUUGGGAACAGUUUUUCAAAGAAGAUUUUCACUAUUGCUGAAGGUGUUUCAGAAGUACGUCACAUUGGCAUUCAACAUGAUGGUCUUCUUCUACCUAACCUUGUUGAUGCUAAGGUGCAGGUUGACAACUCUAUUGAUGGGAAGAGUGAUGCAUCGGGAUAUCCUUCAAAACUCAAUAGUGAGCUAGAUGAUCCAGCAAUAACAGGGCCAGUUUCUGCUUCCAGUUUUGAGUUGCUUUCAGGAAUCCCGCGCCGUGAGCUGGUGUCAUCUCAGCCAACCCCCCAGGAGUUAUCUCUGCCAAACCUGCAGCUGUUAUCUCAGCCAACCCUCCAGAUGUCAUCUCAGCUAACUCCUGGGCUUUUGUCAUCCAUAGUAGAGGAAGAUUUUAUGGAGCUGGAUGAUCUUAUGCAGUGAUUGUUCGUGAUGAAGCUCAAAGCUAAAGGGGAUAUCAAUCUAGUUGCUUGAAUUAAUAUAUUGAUUGGCAGAAGAGUUUCAAAUAUCUAGACAACACAAGAUUAUUGACUUAAAACUUUAUAUACUACAUGAAAUGAACAAAACAUGUCUUCAUGUUUGAAUUGGAGAGAGAAACUUAAUGGCAGGUUCACUUCACCUUUUAAGGUUAUUUUAUGUGCCUAUUAUUAGGCAUUUUCCUCUGGAACAAUUGAGAAAGUUUUACAUACAUUGGAUGGUUCAGAACUAAGUCUCAAUCAGUCGCUUCACCAGGCUUGGUGAACUCAGAAAUUUUUUCCUCUCCCUUAUUGCCUUUCCUUUGUUAGGCCUUUUAUCUAGUGUCGUGUUUUCAUUUCCUUAUCUUCAUUGUUGGAGGCAGUAGAGAGGUUGAGGAAAUUACUUUUUCAGCCAUAAUUUACGAUAGCUUUGUCUUAUCCAUGCAACAAUGAUGUUUCCUUUCUUUGAUAUUUCCAACCAAAAAGUUUCGUUGCUGCAGGGAUAAGACAGCUAUUGUAAAUUAUAACUGGAGAAAUGUUUCCCCAAACCUCUUUACUAUAUUCACUUAGCAAGGCAUUUCUUUAGCCAGUUUGUAAUCUACCGUUAUACUCACUGCUCUGGUAGAUAUCCUAUCUACUAAUUCAUUGGUCCUAAAAACAGUUAAGCUGUAAAUUGUUGUGUGCUUACUGCUUAGUCCCCUAAAUUGCAUACUUAUCUUGCUUGUUUAGCUUUUGUGGGACUUCAAGAAAGUGCUUAUGAGGGUUGACAAUAGUUGGUGGACGGAAGCAAACCAUAGAAAACCAGAAUCUAUUCCUGUUUGUAGAUUAUGUUCGUUUCGUAAUGUUAAUAUUUUUUCUGUAUAUUUCUUGCCUUGUUCGAUGGAAUUGUUAUUUCAUGGUUCUUCUGCGCUAAAAUUGGGUAACUUAGAGAAGGAAUAUUACAAAGAAUGAGUAUUUAAUGCUCUUGUUUCGGUUUUCUUUUGGCAUGAGAAUAUGAAGAGAAUGAUUAAAACCUACUUUGAGGC
Rubroshorea leprosula is the source of this 2082-nucleotide messenger RNA. NCBI's taxonomy places the organism in Eukaryota, Viridiplantae, Streptophyta, Magnoliopsida, Malvales, Dipterocarpaceae. The record is from the annotation of a GenBank genome assembly.